AUGGCGUCGCAGCUUCUGGAGCCCUCUUUUGGCGUCGGCACCUCCCACACCGCCGUUCCAGAAUCUGCGAGUAUGUAUGUCUUCCUCGAUAGCAAAAUCGAGUUGCUAGCCGAGUUGAAGAAUACCACUGCAGCUAGAGAGGAGGUUGAGCUGUGCCCUCGGGAGCAAGAGGGUUCCAUCGAUGGCACCAGUCCCCAGUUUCUCGUAGCUUUUUCCCAUGAUGGUAUUCUUCAACGUAUGGCAUCGCUUAGCUUCUUGGACGGUGCUUUUGACGAGGAGUCAUUGGAAGAGGAUGAUACACAGAUGGAGGGAUCUGUAAAGGAGAAGACAUGGGAUCCAGAAGAAACAGAGGAACCAGAGGACGAGUCACAGUACUCAGAUGAUACAUGGCUGGAGGAAGCUGUGGAGGAGAAGACUUGGGAACCGGAAGAAACAGAGGAAUCAGAGGACGAGUCACAGGACUCAUAUGAUACAUUGCUGGAGGGAGCUGUGGAGGAGAACACCUGGGAACCGGAAAUAACAGAGGAACUUGAGGACAAGUCAAAGGACAUGGAGGGGAAAUGGCUGGAGGAACCUCAGAAGGAGGGAACAUGGGAACUGGAGGGAACGGAAACUGAAACUGAAUCAGAAGAGGAGCGGAUGAAUGAAAACUUCUCAGUCACGCUUAGAAUUUGGUCAACCAGGGCCAAUCUGGUUUUCUAUGAUUCGACUGGUUGGAUAUUCACAAAAGCCUAUUCUCUUCAGUGGCUUUCGAUUAAAGCGAUGGAAUCUUUGGUACGAGAAAUGAAAGAAUCGAGGCACAUUCUGAAUUUUGAUGCCUCCACAAUUCACAAUCAACAAUCAAUUGGGAGAUGCCAAUUUGAGGGUCUAGUGGUCUCCUCAUGUGCAAUAGAGACCUUCAUUGAAACACAGAUAUCUCCUAGCUUUAUUGAUUUUGAAUUGGAGAAAUGUUUAGUUAACAUUUGCAGAGAGGUUACCAUUCUAUCUAGCCUUAGAAAUGAAUACAUUGUCAAGUUUUCACAGGCAUGGGUUGAAUCUAAUAUUGAUGUGGAGUACAAAGAAGCAAGUGAAGAUGGCUCUAUAAUAGGUGAUUUUGGGCAGUCUUGCUUUCGCCCAAAUGAUUGUCCUACGUUCACAGCCACACCAAAUCUUGGGACACUUGGAUAUGAAGCCCCAGAACUUGAAGCUGGUAAAAAUAUUUCAGAAAAGGUGGAUAUCUUCCCGCUUGGAAUAAUGUACUUCUCGCUGUUCAUUAGUUAUGCAACUUUAGUCCAGAGGCAUAAUGAGUACAUACAAUUCAAGAACGAUACUUCUCGAAAGAACUGGGAAUGCUUAUCAUGGCAGGGCGACUCUUCAUUUUGCAUGGAGCUAACUGCAGAAGAUCCACUAAAGCGUCCCUGUGCUGCUGAUAUCCUAGAGAGCCUACACAAAAGAACUAGGCUGAGUCAAAAGUGCGAGAAAAGCACUAAGAAUGAUGUUAAGAUGAUUGAAAACGAGGGUUGUGAAACUCAGUCUGAAGAGGAGCUCCGUCAAACCUGCCAUCACCGUGGCCACCUAGGCCUGCGAUCAACAGAAGAAAUUUGGAAACAGGUGGCCGCUUUCCGGCGGCUUGGUGUCCUGACAAUGGUGGUGUGUCGUUCCUGGAACCCGGGCCGGCGGCCCUGGGUGCUGAGGCUGCACGGUUGGCUCUAUGGCGAGCGCUGUUGCAGCGGUGGUGUCUCCUCUUGGCUAUGUGGGCAACAAGGGGAGGCUGUCGGAUCUUUGUCAAGAUCUGUCAUAUCUCACUACAUCAGCAACAAGGUGCGCCAGGGGAAGUUGCCCAGGCAACCCGGCAACGACUCAAGGCAAGACGACACCGGGAACGCCCAUUUCAUCUUGCUCGUGUCCGGCAAGCGGGGACAGCAAGCCACCGCCCCCAACGUGUGGCGUGCUAGUUCUGUGCAUCAGACCUUGCACGACACGUGCCGGCUGUGCAGGCGUGCCAGUGGAGUUACAGCGGCAUGGGAGCUGAUUCACCACUCCGCUUACCAUGUGGUAGCGUCCUCAACGCUGGCGUCGGGUGGCCCUGGUGUUCUCCUAUCUUUUGCACGUAUCCCCGUGGUCUCCUUUCUUGGUCCUUGCAAUCUUGUGGCAGGAGCGACACUCCACGACCCGAUAGAACUGUAUAACUCCAUGAUUGAAAAAGAUACUACAAAGGAAGCUAAUAGAGCAUAUAUGGCUGCUAGAGAGGAGUCAGAUGAUGCCGUUAAGGUUGCUUUAAAAGAAGAUGUUCCUUUAGCACUGAUUGAGAAGGUUGAUGCUAUGUUUCAAAAAUAUGAGAAAGAUAUUGAUGGUGUUGAUGCACAAACCGGAAACCACUUGCAACUGAGCUGGGAUCAUGAUGGUAAGGUGACCCCUAAGGAGGCAGCAGCAGCGAAAGGUUGCAUAGAGAAGGGAGGCAUCCAAGAGCUUAUCAGCGAGCUCUCUAAAGACAAAGGUCCUUGCAAGGACUUCCCUCUUCUCUUCAUGAUAUUGCAUGGCCAAUUAUUCUCAUUUUUUUCUGACUAUUUUCUAAUGCCUACAGAAGGAACGAUUUCUCUGUAA
Molecule: messenger RNA, 2583 nt
Organism: Triticum turgidum subsp. durum (durum wheat)
Lineage: Eukaryota; Viridiplantae; Streptophyta; Magnoliopsida; Poales; Poaceae
Source: the annotation of a GenBank genome assembly